AUGUAAAAGGAAUCAUUUAAAAAAUAAUAUUCCAAAGAACAAAGACUUAAAGAGAGUGAGAAUAUACUUAAACAUUAUUAAGAUAGAGUCCCUAUCAUAAUUGAAAAAGACAAAAAUUCAAGGUUACCUGAUUUAGAUGUUCAAAAGUCAUAAUAUACACUAAUUUAGAUAUCUCUUUCUUUCAAAUUUUAGAGUAUUUUAAUUAAAUACUUUAAUUCGAAGUAAAUUAAACCUAAACAAAGCUGAAGCAGUUUAUUUAUUUGUGAAUAGUAAAGUUGCUUUGAGAGGAGGUACAAUUAAAAGUUAAUUAGAUAUGAGUAUAAAAGAAGUUUAUGAUAAAUAUUAAGAUGAUGACAAAUUCCUUUACAUAUAAUAUUGCGAAUACAAUACAUUUGGGUUGUGA
Molecule: messenger RNA, 403 nt
Organism: Paramecium pentaurelia
Lineage: Eukaryota; Ciliophora; Oligohymenophorea; Peniculida; Parameciidae
Source: the annotation of a GenBank genome assembly